This is a messenger RNA of Ornithorhynchus anatinus (platypus), 2019 nucleotides long. RefSeq names its product basic proline-rich protein-like. The record is from RefSeq and is a predicted model, not a curated record. The coding region runs from base 1 to 2019 and encodes 672 amino acids. NCBI's taxonomy places the organism in Eukaryota, Metazoa, Chordata, Mammalia, Monotremata, Ornithorhynchidae. The transcript is spliced from 2 exons.
AUGGAGCCCCCGCGGCCACAGGACGGCCAGGCCCAGGGCAUCGGCGGCACCCACCGGGCCUCCGCGGCCCUCCCUGCUCCCUCCGCGGCCCUCAGGCCCCCAGGGAUCCGGACCGAGAGCGGCCCGGAGACGGCGGAUCCUCCCGCCCGCAAGAGCCCGUCCGACCACCGGCCGGAGGUACGGCCCGCGUCCUGCCUGCGGCCCAUCGAGGGCACGUUGGACAUCGCCCUGCUGUCCGGGCCUCCGGCCCCCACCUCGGGCAGCCGGGCCUCCCCGUCUGCGCCUCAGAGGGACGCCCCCUGCACCAGGGAGCCUCCGCCCGCCGGACCCUCAGUCAGCCGUUUCUGCGGACCGGCCCCGCGCACCCAGCCACCCGGCCGGCCCGGCCCGGGGAGGGAUGAGACCGUCCCGCUGAGCGCCAACACGGGCAUCCCGCCAGCCGGGCACCUGAGACGGGACGCUGCCACCCGGCCGCAAGAGCCGCGGUCUCCGGACGCCCCUGGCGCGCCUGCUUCCGCGGUCCCCACGUCGCCUGCCGGGCACGUGGUGCCCAACGCCCCGGGCCUCGCCGGGAAACAGGAGCAGCGGAGCCCAAGACCAGCGGGCCUCGUCGUCCAACGGAGCCGAGAGCGGGCUGGCCCCAGAGGUCCCUCCUCCCCUCCUCGAGACACUGCUUUGGAUCCCGCCCCCCGGCCCCGGACCGCGGAGAGACCACUGGGGCCCGGUGGCCAGUCAGAGCCCCGAAACACCAGCAGAGACUCAACCGGAACCCUCGCCGGGACCCCUCGACAGCUGAAGGUCACCCCUGAGUCGUCCCGAGCCCCCGCCCGGAGCGAGAAGCCACUGGACCCACAGCAAGGGAACCCCGGGGAUACCGGCUCCAGGGGCCCCGCGCCCCAGAAACCGCCCCCGACCCUAGACCACCCUGUCACCCUCACCCGGCCUCCUCCCGACCCGUCGCCGGCCGGGAGAGACACGGCCGCCGGGGCGCCGGGGGCCGGGGUAUCGCGGGAGCUCGCGCCUUUGGUGGCGGGGAGUGGAGGCGGUCCACCCGGGCCCCCGGGCCGGGCCGCGGUCCCAGGCGGACCCGACACCAGCCCCCGGAAGAAGCCGACCACCGGGCGCGUCCCCGGAGACAGGGCACCGCCGAGCCAGGCCGGCGGCCGGGCCGAGACCGGCAGGCCCGGCGCCAGGCUCCAGGCCGCCCCCUCGGCCCUCCUCAGGACGGGGCCCGUCAAGCCGGGGAACCGGCGGGCUCCGGCCCCCCGGCCUCCCCUGCCGACCGGAACCGGCGAGGCCCCCGGCGCCCUCCGGCCCCCAGGCCGAGCCCCGGGCCAACCAGACGCAGCCGGGCCCCGGCCGGCGGACCGGGGGCCGCGCGGCGUCUGCCGCCGGGCCGCCGGGUCCGUCCCCCCGACCGGCUCCCGCGGAAGGCUCCGGGCACCGACCCCUGACCUCCCCGAGGCCCAGGCGGGACGUGACCCUCCCGACCCGGGUGGAUGCCGGGCCCCGGAGAACGCCGGGCGGCGGUGGGGGCCCUGGCCGCUGGAGCCUGGGAAGCCCGCCUCGGGGGCAGAUGGCCGGAUGCACGAGGCAAGAGCGGCGUCCCUCCCGCCCACCUCGCGCAACCCCGCCCCCUGCCGCCACACCCGGCCCGUCUGCCGCCACCCCUGGGGUCCCCGCAGACCCGGGUCUCGUGCAGGCCAGAUCCCGCCGGGCGGCCCGACGGCCGAGAUGGCGGCAGGGCGGCGGCCCCCCGCGGACAGAGACCGCACCCUGCGGCAGCGGCGGGGACGGGGACGGUGCGCACAACUGCCCCCUCAAAAAGUCCUAGCGGCCCACGGGCCGGGGGACGGCCCCGGCCGGAGCCCCGCGGGUCCGGCCGCCUGCCGAAACCAGCCCGGGCGGCCCCCUCCCCUCCUGGGGAUCCCGGGCCGCCCGGGGGAGGGUCCCCCGACCGAGCGCCUCCGCGAUCGCUCUGAUCGGAAACGGUCCCGGGCCGUCACCACCCGGUAUUGA